Molecule: messenger RNA, 1465 nt
Organism: Saimiri boliviensis boliviensis (Bolivian squirrel monkey)
Lineage: Eukaryota; Metazoa; Chordata; Mammalia; Primates; Cebidae
Gene: PSMC3IP
Product: PSMC3 interacting protein
Biological process (GO): homologous chromosome pairing at meiosis; meiotic joint molecule formation; meiotic strand invasion involved in reciprocal meiotic recombination
Cellular component (GO): DNA recombinase auxiliary factor complex; condensed nuclear chromosome
Molecular function (GO): recombinase activator activity; double-stranded DNA binding
Source: RefSeq, a predicted model, not a curated record
AGUUCCGCCCUGAAAUGAACUUUGGCGUUCGGCAGGGGUCGCCUUGUUCUCCCGAAGGCUUCCUCUUCAGCCAAUCACUGCUCGAGGCCCGCCCCCGUCGCCGGAAGGAGCCGUCGCCCCGAGCAACUACAACGUCCGGCUUUCUGAGUUGGGUGGCGGGAAAGGCGAUGAGUAAAAGCCGGGCAGAAGCUGCGGCGGGAGCCGCCGGGAUCCUCCUGAGGUACCUGCAGGAGCAGAACCGGCCCUACAGCGCCCAGGAUGUGUUCGGGAACCUACAGCGGGAACACGGGCUGGGCAAGGCGGUGGUGGUGAAGACGCUCGAGCAGCUGGCGCAACAAGGCAAGAUCAAAGAGAAGAUGUACGGCAAGCAGAAGAUCUAUUUUGCAGAUCAGGACCAGUUUGACAUGGUGAGUGAUGCAGACCUUCAAGGCCUAGAUGCCAAAAUCGUGGCCCUCACUGCUAAGGUGCAGAGCUUGCAGCAGAGCUGCCGCUACAUGGAGGCUGAGCUCAAGGAAUUAUCUAGUGCCUUGACCACACCGGAGAUGCAGAAAGAAAUCCAGGAGUUAAAGAAGGAAUGUGCUGGCUACAGAGAGAGACUGAAGAACAUUAAAGCAGCUACUAAUCAUGUGACUCCAGAAGAGAAAGAACAGGUAUACAGAGAGAGGCAGAAGUACUAUAAGGAGUGGAGGAAGAGGAAGAGGAUGGCUACAGAGCUGUCUGAUGCAAUCCUUGAAGGAUACCCCAAGAGCAAGAAGCAGUUCUUUGAGGAGGUUGGGAUAGAGACAGAUGAAGAUUGCAAUGUCACACUCCCAGACCCCUGAGGGGCCCGUGGUGGGACUGCAGGAUGUCGAAGAGGAAGAUGUCCUGGACUGGCUGCCUUGUUUUGGUUGGCUUUUGUUGUUCCUGCUGCUUUUCACCUUUGAGCAGAGCAGUCAGGAGAUGGGUAUAAACCAGAGCAGUGGGUAGAGGAUGAGGGCUGAUGGCUGGGGGUGGACCCAGCCCAUUUCAUUGUCUACAUUCCAGUUGCUUGAGCUUAACACUUACACAUGGAACAAUGCUGAAAGAAAGCAUUUGGCAGUAUUUAUUGUAAUUUCAUUUGAUAAAAAAAUAUUGAAUUUCCUCUGGGUAGUCAAACCUGCCAGAUAUCAAACCUGAGGAAGGCAGAAGUGAACCUGGAGGACGAGGGUAGAGCGAGGUUGUUAUAAACCAGAAUUUGGAGGGCCCAAAGCCUCACUCCGGACUCUGGUGGACUUGUGUACCCCAGGAGACCUUUCACGUACGUUCUGUACCCUUUCACUCCACCCGUAAGUCCUGGGAAAAAUGCAGGCAACACAGACAUGGGAGGGGUGACAGCCAUGCUUGACAGAAAGGCUGAGUGGUGGUUUUGAGCCCCAGUUAAUAUUUCAAAAUUGUAACUAUAGCAAAGCUGCACUGGUUUUAGAAAAAUAAAUUUCAAUUUUUAUGU